Bemisia tabaci is the source of this 2262-nucleotide messenger RNA. RefSeq names its product ribosome biogenesis protein BOP1 homolog. Gene Ontology annotation, molecular function: protein binding; ribonucleoprotein complex binding. The record is from RefSeq and is a predicted model, not a curated record. Gene Ontology annotation, cellular component: PeBoW complex; preribosome, large subunit precursor. NCBI's taxonomy places the organism in Eukaryota, Metazoa, Arthropoda, Insecta, Hemiptera, Aleyrodidae. Gene Ontology annotation, biological process: maturation of LSU-rRNA from tricistronic rRNA transcript (SSU-rRNA, 5.8S rRNA, LSU-rRNA); ribosome biogenesis.
CCAGCCACCUAGCCGCAUGUGUUUUUAAGGUUAGAUGUCAAAAUUGUCAUGUGCCUCGCAUGUUUUUACUAACAUUGGUGAAAUAUUCUAAUAUUUUUACAGUUUAUAACUUUUAUGUUCAUUUUUAAGUGACGAAUAACCGAUAGGGAUGGAGGAGAGAGUAGAAAUCCCUGAGGUACCUGCCGCGGCCUCAAAUGAAGACGACAAUGCUGGACCAAGCAGUGAUGAUCCGUAUGAGGAAGAUUUUGCUGAAUACAAAGAUGGGGACUCAUCUGAUGAAGAAGAGCUGCGUAACACAGUGGGAAAUAUUCCAAUGGAUUGGUAUAAAAACUAUCCGCAUUUGGGAUAUGACCUUGACGGAAAUAAAAUAAUGAAACCCAAGCAAGGUGAUCUACUGGACGAAUUCAUAGACCGGAUGGAAGAUCCAAAUUACUGGCGAACAAUAGUAGAUCCGAUGACUGGCCAAAGAGUCAUCCUCAGCAAAGAAGAUGUCAAGAUCAUUCGCAGGCUGGAAAGAAGUAAAAUUCCGGAUCCAAGUCAUGAUGAGUAUAAACCAUGGAUCGAAUGGUUUACCUCAGAGGUGAUGAAGACUCCCCUAAGAAAAUUCCCAGAGCACAAACGAUCCUUCUUACCUAGUCUUGCAUAUAAGAAAAAGAUUAAUCACUUAGUACAUGGAAUUAAAAUGGGUAGGAUUAAAACGUUAGAAGAAGAAGAAAGAGAAAGGUAUGAGAAAAAGAAAGCAGCCAACAAGUUCUAUAUGCUCUGGGAUACUGACAAUACUGCAGAAGAAAUGCGUCGUAUUAGGAAUCAUAUUCCAGCCCCGAAAAGACAUCUUCCGUCCCAUGUUGAAUCUUAUAAUCCUCCACCAGAGUAUCUCCUGGAUGAAGAAGAGAUGAAAGAGUGGGAGUCGCUGAAGGAUGAACCCUGGAGACGGAAGUAUCCAUUCUUGCCAGAAAAACACAAGUCUUUGCGUGAGGUUGGUGCAUAUCCAAAGUUUGUUAAAGAAAGGUUUACACGCUGUUUGGACUUGUAUCUUUGUCCUCGUACCACAAAAGUUAGACAAUCAAUUCAACCUGAAGAUUUGUUGCCAAAAUUGCCAAGUCCAAAGGAUCUGCAGCCCUUCCCAACCACUGUAUCCCUCACGUACAAAGGACACACAAACAUGGUCCGGACCAUUUCUGUUGAUCCUCUUGGACAGUAUCUUUUGUCUGGAUCAGAUGACUGCACAGCCAAAGUAUGGGAAGUAUCCACUGGCCGUUGCGUCAAGACAUUCGAAGUUGGUGGUGUUGUUAGAUCUGUUGCUUGGUGUCCAAACUCAGCACUGUCAUUGGUUGCGGUGGCAGCUGAUCGCAAACUACUCCUCAUCAAUCCGAGUGUUGGAGAUUUUCUUGUUGUUGGAAAAACUGAUACUCUCUUGGAUGAGCCUCCUGAGCAGACUGCGAUAGUUGCUGAAAGAAUUAAGGCUGCUGUCCAGUGGGAGCAUCCAGAAAAAGAACUAUGGGACAAAGGCAUAAGAAUCGUCAUCAAUCAUUUUAAAGAAAUCAAACAGAUAACCUGGCAUGCAAAAGGUGACUAUUUUGCAACUGUGAUGCCUGACGGAGAGAACCGCUCAGUACUGAUUCAUCAACUGUCAAAUAGGCGGUCACAGAUUCCCUUCUCUAAAUCAAAAGGCAUAAUUCAGUGUGUUUUGUUCCAUCCCAUAAUUCCCUACUUCUUUGUCGCCACGCAACGAAAUAUUCGAGUUUAUGACCUUGUCAAACAAGAGUUGACCAAGAAGCUACUAGCAAAUUCUCAAUGGAUCUCUUCUAUGGCUAUUCAUCCAGGAGGUGACAAUCUAAUUGUAGGAACGUAUGAUAAAAAAACUAUUUGGUUCGAUCUUGACCUAUCCUCAAAGCCCUACAAAACACUUAGGUUUCACUCUGGUAGCGUACGAUCCGUUGCCUUUCACAAACGGUACCCUCUCAUGGCCUCUGGCUCCGAUGACAAAAAUGUUAUUGUCUCUCAUAGUAUGGUCUAUAGUGACUUAUUGCAAAAUGCACUUAUUGUGCCAUUGAAGAAACUAAAAGGCCACGAAGCAUUUGACGACUUUGGAGUAUUUGACACUCUCUUCCACCCAUUGCAGCCAUGGUUAUUCUCCAGUGGUGCUGACUCAACCAUCAAAUUAUACACUUAAGUUUAUCUUUUAUUUUCUUUUUUAAUUCUUUGUUGAGCACUUUUUUUAAAACAUGAUAUUUUUACAUAAACGUGAUAUGUAACUGCUUA